This is a messenger RNA of Parasteatoda tepidariorum (common house spider), 1062 nucleotides long. RefSeq lists its product as uncharacterized. The record is from RefSeq and is a predicted model, not a curated record. Lineage: Eukaryota; Metazoa; Arthropoda; Arachnida; Araneae; Theridiidae. Gene Ontology annotation, molecular function: structural constituent of chitin-based larval cuticle; transferase activity. Gene Ontology annotation, cellular component: chitin-based extracellular matrix.
CAAACAGGUAGUUCACCAAACUUAUUGAAAGUGACCUUGUAUCUUUCAUAUAUAUAUACGCUGAAGUGUGAACAGACAGUAUUGAAGAAUUAUAAAUAUUCUCUACAAGUUUCAACAUGAUAUCUAAGGUAUCCAUCAUUUUCGCUGUCUUUGCCGCAGCUAAUGCCAGCGUUCUCCUCGCUGGACAUGGACAUCUAGUCAAUACUGGCAUCAGUGCAAGAAAUCAAGUUCAAGAUGGCCAUGGCAACUAUGCAUUUGCAUACGACAUCAAAGAUGGCAAAGGAGCCACCAACUCCAGAUCUGAAGUAGGAGAUGCUCAUGGAAACAAGAAGGGAUCAUACACUCUCGCUGACAUCGAUGGACGAGCAAGAAAGGUUGAAUACGUUGCUGAUGGACAUGGAUUCAGAGCUGUUGUCAAGACCAACGAACCAGGUACCGCUCACAGUGCACCAGCAGCUGCCGUCAUAGCUAGUCCAUACGCAGCUCCUGCCGAUAUCGCCCACGCAGCACCUGCCGUAGUUGGACAUGCUGCUGUCGUCGCUCCUGCUCAUGGUCUUGGAUAUGGUGCUGGUCUUGGACAUGGAGCAAGUCUUGGAUAUGGUGCUGGUCUUGGAUAUGGUGCAGGUCUUGGAUAUGGUGCAGGUCUUGGACAUGAAGCAGGUCUUGGAUAUGGUGCAGGUCUUGGACACGGAGUUGCUCUGGGACAUGGAGUUGGUCUCGGAUAUGGAGUAGGUCUCGGACAUGGAGUUGGUCUUGGACAUGGAGCCGGUCUUGGAUAUGGUGUUGGUCUUGGGCAUGGUGCUCUUUUAGGACAUGGAGCACAUUAUUAAAAACUUAUCUUAGAAUUUUAAAGGUCACCAUGAUAAAGCAGAAAAAAUGAGAACACAUUUCCAACAAAUGAAGCCAAACUUCUGUUUCAAAAUUAUUACUCCAUUCUAUAUUCUGCUAAAUGGACUCUAUUAUAAUUAAUUUCUGAUCACAUCCAACCUGCAUAAUUUUGUCAACAUAUUUGUUACAUUAUUGUAUUUUGUAAAUAAAUUAUUUAUUACUUAUUUUUACCAA